AUGGAUAGUCAUCAUUGUGCCUCUCUCCUAUUGUUCCACUUUCAGCAGUAUCCUCCCAAGAUCGAGAGAUGGACGGCACAUCCCCCGGCACAAGUCGAGUUCGCUUGCGGUACUGUUCGCCACACCCUGGUACAAUUAUGCAACCCUGCCGCCCAACCAGACCACGCCCGCCUUACACAACCGCACGACCCUGCCCACACUCGAGGACCCGUGUCACUCAGGUCCUGUUCCUCCCCCGAGGUUUCUAGGAAGGCUGUUCCUCCCUUCGCCCAUUUUGAAAAACGUCUGGUCCGAAAACAGUUUAUGAUUGGCAGCCCGUGUGAAAGUCUUCCAGUCCUGGGUCAUGAUUGGCCAGUUCUACUUCAUUGUUACCAAAGCAAACACAUGUCCGUGGUAAAUUUAUGA
Nezara viridula (southern green stink bug) is the source of this 405-nucleotide messenger RNA. The record is from the annotation of a GenBank genome assembly. Lineage: Eukaryota; Metazoa; Arthropoda; Insecta; Hemiptera; Pentatomidae.